Messenger RNA from Ricinus communis (castor bean), 618 nucleotides. Its product is annotated as putative disease resistance protein At3g14460. NCBI's taxonomy places the organism in Eukaryota, Viridiplantae, Streptophyta, Magnoliopsida, Malpighiales, Euphorbiaceae. The coding region runs from base 1 to 618 and encodes 205 amino acids. The record is from RefSeq and is a predicted model, not a curated record. The transcript is spliced from 2 exons.
AUGGAGCUGCAUAUAGCUUAUUGUCCAGAGCUCGAGUCAUUCCCCAAAAAGGGGCUCCCAUCCUCUCUUUCUUCUCUCUGUAUCUGUAAUUGUACGAAACUUAAGUCAUUCCCAGCAGGGGGUUUACCUUCUGAAUUAAAAUUGUUUCAUAUUGAAAGUUGCAACAAGCUGAUCUGCGGCCAAAUGCAAUGGGGUUUGCAAAUGCUCCCCUUGCUUUUGCACUUUAGUAUUGCUGGGUAUAGAGAAGAGGAUAUGGAAUCAUUUCCUAGGAAGAUGAAGCUGCCCUCCACUCUUACCUCUCUUAAAAUUCAAGAACUGGAGAUCAACCACUGUCCUCAGCUUCAUUCUGUGCCACAAGAGCAGCUGUCAUCCACGCUUGCCUAUCUCAUAAUUAGAGAUAUGCAGAAUAUGAUAUCUCUGAAUUACAAGGGACUUCAACAGCUUACUUCUCUUAGAAAAUCGGAGAUUGAGUGCUGCCCUAACCUCCAGUCCAAUCCUGAAGAGGGAUUGCCCUCCUCCAUUUCUUUUCUAUCUAUCUGGAAAUGUCCUUUGCUAGAAAGGAGGUGUCAACAGGAGGGAGGGGAAGAUUGGCCCAAGAAUUCUCACAUCCCAACAUAG